AUUGAUAGCAUCAAAGAAACUUGUUCUAAGCUGUGCUAAAGGCAUCCCAAUCAACUCAUUGCGUAUUGAAGCCAUGCAGAAAGUUAUGAUCCUAAGCUUAGAAACUUCAAAUUCCAAACAUUAGCGGCAGCAAAGAAACUAUGGCUUUGUCAGAAUGUUCUACACAACUUCUGGCCUUGUUCCUCACUCUCGUCGUCGUUGUCCGCCCCGCCUCGAGCGACCCUGCAACACAGCAACGGAUUGAUCGAAUAUGCCGUCAAAUGGAGGAUUACGGGUUUUGCAACAGAACCUUCAAUGAAAAUUUGAGAGGUCCAGCAGAUGAUGUUGGCCUGACCUUGAUAGCAAAUAACCAAGCUCUGAGAAAUGCUUCAAAUACCUAUCAGUUCGUAGUGCAACUUCAAGCCAGUGAAGUUGAUCUAGCAACAAGAGCUGCUCUCGAGAAUUGCAGAAUCGGCUGCAACGUGGUCAAGCAGGCGUUCCUGCAGGCAAGUUUUCACUUCAACCAGAGAGACUACGCCAACAUGGUCGAGGUCGAAAAGGCAGCACCCCGAGGAGAGGCUUUAUGUAGACCACCAACACCAGACAGCCCGUUGGUUGAGAGGAAGAGGGAAUUGAGGAUUCUCAUUGCUAUGGCUGUGGUUGCCGGUCAUAUCCUAGUGCCUUGAUCAAAUCAGUCAGCAAAAUUGAUAUUUGAUUCGAUUCCUUUCAUGGGUAACAAGCGCAAACAGCAUCACUGCACAUCUCUGAUACAUAACCUUGCAACAUUUUUCUACUUGCCACUGAGCUAAUUGUUAUGAUAUUACUACUGACUCAAUUCUGGUGGUUAUUUUGAUAUUGAAUCAAACAUGAUUCAUUGCAAUUACUAACUCUUUCGUCUGUUGAGGAAGCUUGAGCUAUAAGAACCCUUUAAAUCCACAAAUAACAACCACAAUUCUGCUGAUAUCAUAACAACUAGUUCAGUGCCAAGUAGAAAAAUUGGCUAUUUUAAUUUGCUUUCCAGGCUGGCAUCAUAAAAAACAUGUCAGAACUGAUACCGAUACAUAUAAAUAUAAUGACAGAUAUCAUAAAGUUGAUACUUCCAUUUAUAUAAACUGGUCUCAGCAAAACAUGAAUAAUUUGGCUGCUUGAGUUCAUUUAGCAGCCACGGGCUCAAAACUUGAAAUUGCUCUGUCAUUUAACUGGAUUCAGAACACAGAAUGUAAAUCAUUGACAAAAAUAUUCGAUAUAUAAUUAACCAUGACUUUCUUUUGAGCAACACUGGAAAAGGAACGUUCUAUUUCCUUCGAAUCUCAUCCGAUUAACCAUUCGUGGCGUACACUAAGAAUUAAGAUAUGGUAAAUUAUCGAGUAUUUGACAAAAUAAAUUCACGAGAUUUUUCUAUCUUGAAUUCCAUGUGCAA
Molecule: messenger RNA, 1399 nt
Organism: Momordica charantia (bitter melon)
Lineage: Eukaryota; Viridiplantae; Streptophyta; Magnoliopsida; Cucurbitales; Cucurbitaceae
Biological process (GO): negative regulation of catalytic activity
Molecular function (GO): pectinesterase inhibitor activity
Source: RefSeq, a predicted model, not a curated record